AUGGACAAAUUAAGCGUUAUUUCAGCGGCUUUAUUCUUGGCUGCCGACGUUUUUGCAAUCACGAGUCUCUGUAUGCCAUACUGGAUCAUUUCUGCAAAUAGUGGCAACAUAUACAUUGGCCUACUACAGACCUGCAUCAUAAUCUACAAUCGACAAAUGGAAUGUUUUACCCCUGACAACAUACAACCUGAAUUAGUGAUCACAUUUGUCUUAAUUUCAGGUGGCAUCAUUUGCAUAACCAUCACCAUAUGUUUUUUGAUAAUCUCAUGCUGGAGAUUCAAUGUUAUGAAGUAUGCUCGGUGGUUUGGCUUUGUUGCGAUGGUUAUGUUUUGUCUGGCAGCCAUCAUCUUUCCGAUCAGUUUCUACAUGGACCAAAUAGGUGGGGAGAUUUUUCAGUUACCUCCAAGUUUUCAUGUUGGAAUUGCUUAUAUAUUCUUUGUUCUUGCUCUCUGGAUAACCGUUGUUUCUGAAUUAUUUGCUGGUAAAGUCUGCCUACCACACUUUUGA
Molecule: messenger RNA, 507 nt
Organism: Helobdella robusta
Lineage: Eukaryota; Metazoa; Annelida; Clitellata; Rhynchobdellida; Glossiphoniidae
Exons: 3
Coding region: 1-507 (168 amino acids)
Biological process (GO): negative regulation of smoothened signaling pathway
Cellular component (GO): ciliary membrane; Golgi apparatus
Source: RefSeq, a predicted model, not a curated record